Messenger RNA from Microplitis mediator, 2428 nucleotides. RefSeq lists its product as uncharacterized. The transcript has 4 exons. The record is from RefSeq and is a predicted model, not a curated record. NCBI's taxonomy places the organism in Eukaryota, Metazoa, Arthropoda, Insecta, Hymenoptera, Braconidae. Gene Ontology annotation, biological process: sensory perception of taste. The coding region runs from base 70 to 1215 and encodes 381 amino acids. Gene Ontology annotation, cellular component: membrane.
AGCGAUAAAAAAUACGUGACUUUGUACUUAGCAAUUACCAUACAUAGUAAAAAAAAGUAUAAAAUAAAAAUGAUAAAAAAUUGCCUUAAGAAUAAAAUAAUUUUUAUUCGUAAUUUAUAUAAAAAUCGUAAACGGAUCUUCAUCGUUAUUCAAUUCAUCAUGUUUAGAGCUAUUGGAUUAUCACCAUGGACAUUUAAUUAUUCGAGUGAACUAUUGAGUGAUGAUAAAGCAAUUGGUUUUGAAAAUAUUACAUAUUGCUUGUCAUUAUGGGGAUCAACUUACAAUAUUGUAUUUGGUGUCGUCUUAAUGUCAGCAAACGGUUAUUCUUUCUCUUGCUUACUUAAAAAGGGCUUAAUAAUAAACAGUAUAGUUUUAAAAGAUACUGAAAUAGUGUUACAAUGUGUGUCAUUUGCAUUGAUAAGUUUUAUUGUAAUCAGAAAUUUUUUUAUUCAGAUGAUCGCUAUUAAUUUUUUUAAUAAAUUGCAAAGCAUUGAUAGAAAAUUGAACAAAAUGUCUGUUUAUAAACUUAAAAAUGGCCAUAGUAAUCAGAUGUUUUUAUUUAAUUUUUUUUUAUCCGCCAUUUUUAUCGUAAUGCGAAUGAUUGAAAUAAAUCUUCAAAAUUACAUGACAAUAAUUUCGACAAUUUUAUCAAACGUUUUUUACAAUUUGAUUAUACUUCAGUGCAUUACAAUGUUAAAUUUAAUUGUACGACGUAUUGAUAGUCUGAAUUUGUCAAUUUCAAAGAUGGAAAACAGUGACAGUGACAGUGACACUAAUUUGAAAAUCGAAUCAAUAAAACGUAAAAUUUAUUGUCUUAAAGAAGCUAAUGUUGAUUUGUGUAAAUUAUUCGAUGACGUCAUGUCGUUUUGUUUAGUUCCUAUUUUAAUUGCUGUAACUUAUGUCAGCAGCCUGGCGAUUUUUACAUUAUAUUACAUUGUCUUUACACUAUCGAGGCAUGCAAAAAUUUUUGAUUCAGUUCAAUAUAAAUUUUAUGUAAUCUGGUUAAUUUGGAUGACCGUUCUAAUUUUUUUAGUAAUUAUUAAUUUUAACAGAAUAAACAAACAGAAGAAAAAAGCUGAAAAUAUUCUUGACUUACGUUCAAAACAAUAUGCAAUGGACCGAGAAAUUGAACAUGAGAUAAUGGAACUUUCACAAGAUCGAUUAAAUCGAGAAGUCGAAGUGAAUUGUGAUUCAAUACAACUGGAUCUGUUUUGAAUUUUUGACUUGGCAGAGUUCGCUGAUGAUUUAAAAAUAUAUAUGAGGGACAAUGUGGCUGGCGUGAGAAACAAUAAAUGAUUCAAAUAUAAAAAGAGAUUGGCGCAGGUGGAGGUCCACUGAUCGAAAGAUCGAUCGAUUUAUCGAGAUCGUCUAAAGUCCACGGGACAUCUACAUUGUUAUAACGGUUUAAUGACAUCUCUAGGAUUUCUUUAUGUUUUAUAGUGUGACCUGUAGAUUGACCGUAAGAUCUCAUAUAUAUUUAUUUAUAUAUAUAAUAUAUUUAUAGCUGACGAUGAAAUUUAGUUUUAAAUGAUCAAACUUAACUAUCAGUUUAUAUAUAUAUUUAAUUAUAGAGAUGUCUUUAUUUGAAUAUUUUGUCUACUGUCAUUAAUCGUUGCAUCAAUUUUUUUUUUUAAAACACAGGGUGAAAUGUCAUAUUUUUACAUUGAGAAAAAAAUAUAGAAAACUAUUAAAAUAUAUGAUAGAUAGAUAGAUAGAUAAAAUUUUUUUAUUUGAUCCUGGAGUUCUAAGCUCCUUCAGGACCAUCAACAAUACAUAAAGUUAAUAAUUUACAGGUAGCCUUUUGAAACAGUGUUCGCAAUACAAUUUGAAAGACCGAUACUAAUUAAUAACACUAACAUAUUAAACCACAGGAUUAAUCGUUAUUACAUUGAUUGGAAGAAGAAGUUAAAACAAGCUUGUUUAAAAUUUUCGAAGUUGUCAAUUACUGUAAUGUCAGCCGGUAAUGAAUUCCAAAUUUUUAUGCCAUGAAUCAGGAAAGAGUUUUCAUAAAUAGCAGAAUUACUUCUUGGUAAACGCAGAUAUCUGACGUCGUCUCUCCUUAAUACAGUUCCCAGAAAUUCUAAUUUUGAUCUAAAUAAUUGAUUACAAUUUAGUUUGAUUUCUUUGUAAAAUAAAUAGACUUCACCAUUUCUUUGGACAAGUUUUGGACACUUUUAUAAUUUAAGUUAAAUAAUUUGUAAAAUACACAAUGACAUAAUUAACUUUUCAACUGCGUUCAAAGGUACUUUUAUAAUAUAAUACUAUUACGCACUUUGAGUUUUUGUUAUACUUUUUCAUUCAUUAAAGUAAAGUAUUAAAUGUCCAAAAAUGGAGCCGUAACCACAAAUUGUACUUCUACCCUACGUAACACAUUUACGAAAAAAAAAUGUUUUUUCUUAAAAAAUAGUGUCCUAUUUUGACCCAUUCU